AUGUUGUGCAAUUGGUGUCAUAAAGUAAUUCCAGCAGGGGAAGAACUAAAAGAGCAAGAUAGAGGUUAUUCUUAUAUUUCUCUUUACGAAGGAACUGGAGGUGGCGAAGGCAGUUUUAUAGGAGGUGAAAUCAAUUCUUUAUCUGAAUUAGAUGAAAAAAUAAAAUUAGUAAAUAGUAAAACAGGCUUUCCUCCAUUUAAAGAAAUUCCACCAAUAGAUAAAUUUAAUCAAGAAACUAGCCAAAAUGUAGCCUACAAAGGAUUAACUUUUUUUGCUUCUGAUUUAAAUGCUUUAUUGGAUAAUUAUUUAAGCAAGAUUUUUCAAGGGCUGGUUUACGCGGAGGCUAUUCAUGACGAAUUAGGGAAGCAAUUGGGAAUUACUAAUCAUAAAAAUUAUAAAUUGCAACAUACUGAAAUUGCUUUGAAUGAAUUUGUUUUUAAGGGUAAAGGUCCGGAGCCUGGUGAUGACCCUGAGGAGGACCCAAAUCCUCAUCCAUCCAAUAAUCCAGUUAUUAAAGAAUUUCAACAAAAGGCUCAAGAGAUUAAAGAAUUAUUGAAGCCUUGUGAAAAAUUAAUCAAAUCUAUUGAAGAAGUCAAGAAAACCAAAGAAGAUUUAAAAAGCCAGUUGGAAGAAAAAAGAAAAAGAGAAUUAAACCCUGAUGGCACCGAUAAUCUUACCUCCAUAGCAACCAAAAAACAAAUAGCCAAAGUUGAAUUAGAAAUUACCAAAAUUGAAAAUAGCGGAUUAUUUCACGAAAUAGAAACUGCAAAAAUCUAUCUCGCUAAUUUUGCUAGGGAUAUAAUUAACUUUGAGAAUGAAUCAGAAUUUAUGAAAAAGGACAUUGUGGCUCGCUGA
Racocetra fulgida is the source of this 855-nucleotide messenger RNA. NCBI's taxonomy places the organism in Eukaryota, Fungi, Glomeromycota, Glomeromycetes, Diversisporales, Gigasporaceae. The record is from the annotation of a GenBank genome assembly.